Molecule: messenger RNA, 1047 nt
Organism: Mauremys reevesii (Reeves's turtle)
Lineage: Eukaryota; Metazoa; Chordata; Testudines; Geoemydidae
Product: regulator of G-protein signaling 9-binding protein-like
Exons: 2
Coding region: 1-756 (251 amino acids)
Biological process (GO): G protein-coupled receptor signaling pathway
Cellular component (GO): neuron projection
Source: RefSeq, a predicted model, not a curated record
AUGCAGGCGCUGGAGAGGGAACACCCAGCAGCAGGGUCCCUGCCCUGGCAGAUGUCCCACGUGCCCGACUCCCACAACAUGGGGGAGGUGAGGAGGGAGUGUGCAGCCGCCCACACCUCCCUGAGCAAAGUCAUUGUGUGGCACAGACAGCUGGCGCUGCAGCUGGGGGGCACGGCUGACUCGCCCCGGCUGCGGGAGGAGCUGCAGGAGCGGAGCAAGGAGGCGCACGAGCUCAGCAAGGGCCUGCAGAACAUGCUCCUAGCCGGGCUCAGGCAGCCCCUGACCAGACCAGAGGAGCGGCAGGAGCUGGAGAGGCUGUGGGUGUUGUCCCUGUCAGCUCUGGAGCUCUUCCACCAAGACCUGCACAGGGCCCAUCAUCUCUGCCAACUCUUCCCCCUGCAGGGGCGGGGGGUGCAGCUGCUGAGCACUGGAGUCACCGGGAAGGCCACAGAUGGAGGGCACAAGCCCUGGAGGAGGGCAAGCUGCAAGGGCGCCAGGAGCACAGAGCAGCUGGGUGCUGCCCCGGGCCUGGAGGAGCAGAUUGAGCAUGUGGGGACCAUGCUGCUGGAGAUGGAGACCAGAGUCAAUGUCCCUGUCUGGACAGUGGAGGCCACAGAAGAGGCCGGGGCUGAAAGCAGCUUGGCCUUUGAGGCAGAGGGGUCGUGCAGCGAGAGACAGGCUGCAGAGGAGGCAGGUGGCCCAGGGUGCUGCAGGCAGCGUCAGGGCUGGCCCGCACUCUGCUGCACAUUGUCAUGACCAGCCCCCCAUGCAAAGGGGCAGGACUUUGCUUGCCCCAGAAGAGGGACCCUCAGCCACAGCAGCCCAGAAAGGCAAGUUUCAUUGAGCACAUGGAGCCCAGCGGGAGAACCAGGAAGAGGUGCUCUGGCUUGGGGUAGGAACAGGUUGGCUGAGGGCUCCCCUGCCAGCAGGGCAGUCAGCUCAGUGAGCACAUAGGACAGCGGUGGCAAGGUGGGGGAGCACUGCAGGCCAUGGGAAGGGUGGUGAAGAGCCCCCCAGCACUGGAGGGAGUCAUGGCAGAGGACACUG